Messenger RNA from Hyaena hyaena (striped hyena), 624 nucleotides. RefSeq names its product crystallin beta B2 (gene CRYBB2). The record is from RefSeq and is a predicted model, not a curated record. Bases 1 to 618 code for a protein of 205 amino acids. The transcript has 5 exons. Gene Ontology annotation, molecular function: structural constituent of eye lens. Gene Ontology annotation, biological process: visual perception; lens development in camera-type eye. NCBI's taxonomy places the organism in Eukaryota, Metazoa, Chordata, Mammalia, Carnivora, Hyaenidae.
AUGGCCUCAGACCACCAGACCCAAGCGGGCAAGCCACAGCCCCUCAACCCCAAGAUCAUCAUCUUUGAGCAGGAGAACUUCCAGGGCCACUCGCAUGAGCUCAGCGGGCCCUGCCCCAACCUGAAGGAGACCGGUGUGGAGAAGGCAGGCUCUGUCCUGGUUCAGGCUGGACCCUGGGUGGGCUAUGAACAAGCCAACUGUAAGGGUGAGCAGUUUGUGUUCGAGAAGGGCGAGUACCCCCGUUGGGACUCCUGGACCAGUAGUCGGAGGACCGACUCCCUCAGCUCCCUGAGGCCCAUCAAAGUGGACAGCCAAGAGCACAAGAUCAUCCUGUAUGAAAACCCCAACUUCACGGGGAAGAAGAUGGAAAUCAUAGACGAUGACGUGCCCAGUUUCCACGCCCAUGGCUACCAGGAGAAGGUGUCGUCGGUGCGCGUGCAGAGCGGCACGUGGGUGGGAUACCAGUACCCCGGCUACCGUGGGCUGCAGUACCUGCUCGAGAAGGGAGACUACAAGGACAGUGGUGACUUUGGGGCUCCCCAUCCCCAGGUGCAGUCCGUGCGCCGCAUCCGCGACAUGCAGUGGCACCAGCGGGGCGCCUUCCACCCCACCAACUAGUGCCCG